CUUCUCCCCAUCGCCUCUAUUUUUUAUUUCUUGCUAACGGACCUUUUUUUUUACACUCUUUUUUUGUUAUUUUCUUUAUUUAUUUAUCGCUAGGCUGCCGAUUCAUUUGUGCGCAGUUGCUGAAAACACACGUGCACUUUCAACCUUUUAAAAAAAGUCACAACCAAACCAAAUACGCAAAACCACCCGAGCAAGUAGUCAGCCGGCGAAGGAGAACAAACAGUACACAACGUAAUCUUCAAUUUCCCAAUUCCGGGUCAUUUUGGCAGCUCUUCUCACAAUCGCGCUCAGAUAUACUCACAGACGCAAAAACCACUUGCGUUUUCUCCCUGCUAGUCGUAUCGGAUAGUCACUCUAAUGUACGUUUAUCAUGCGAAUUCUGCGAUGCAUUUAAAAUCAAAGAGUUACCAAUUCCUAAUUGCAUUUCACGCGUAUAUAAACAUAACUUAUGUUUCUGCUGCUGCCGCCGCUGCUAGUGCGCGUGAAAUUGCAAAUUGUUAGCUGAAUCGUGACCAAACCACACUGCCAAUUCUACACAAAUUAUAGCUUGUCACUGGAGUGACCUUGUUCUUUUUAACUACCAUCGGAUUAUAAGCUGCAGCCUUUUUGAGCACUGUUUAUUUUUCGCACUCAGUGUCAUUUAUUCUUGCUUGCUUGCAGCACUUGGUGGGUUUUUUUCACCUACCGGCGUGUUCAAUGUUUUGUACUUGAUUACUUCCAGCUACUGUUGGCAGAGCCAACAAUUUGGAAGGCGAUGUGGAUGGCGACAGUGCCAAUACUUGUGCUAGUGUGCGAACAAGCAUGGUCUUGGUACCUGUGGGCCCUCUGCUCGAAAGUUCCGAGGCAUGAAAAUUUUUUAUAUUUUUAUAUUUUUGUUUUCAGUUUUCGUUAUUUCACCCGUAUUUUUUCGUU
Kickxella alabastrina is the source of this 912-nucleotide messenger RNA. RefSeq lists its product as uncharacterized. The record is from RefSeq and is a predicted model, not a curated record. The annotation marks the transcript as partial. The transcript has a single exon. Lineage: Eukaryota; Fungi; Kickxellomycota; Kickxellomycetes; Kickxellales; Kickxellaceae.